Naumovozyma castellii is the source of this 456-nucleotide messenger RNA. It is a transcript of the gene SRB7, whose product is annotated as Srb7p. The transcript has a single exon. The record is from RefSeq and is a predicted model, not a curated record. The coding region runs from base 1 to 456 and encodes 151 amino acids. Lineage: Eukaryota; Fungi; Ascomycota; Saccharomycetes; Saccharomycetales; Saccharomycetaceae.
AUGACUGAUAGAUUGACGCAAUUACAGAUAUGCCUUGAUCAAAUGGUCGAGCAAUUCUGUGCUACUUUAAAUUAUAUAGACAAAAACCAUGAUUUUGAACCAUUUCAAGAGGGGGAACCCAAGAUGUCUGAUAAGCAUGCUACCAUUGCUGCUCCAGAGGAGUUUUCAAACACAAUCGACGAGUUAGCUACUGAUAUUAUAUUGAAGACAAGACAAAUUAAUAAAUUAAUUGAUUCCUUACCUGGUGUGGACGUUUCCGCUGAGGAGCAAUUACAUAAGAUUGAUUCUUUACAAAGGAGUUUGGUUGAGGUGGAAAAGCAGAAGAUUGAAGCUAUAAAGAAGAAAGAGAAACUAUUAGACGAUGUGGAUGAUCUCAUUACAAUGUUUGUGACAGGUAUUGCUGAAUCGAGGCAAGCUCUGACUACAUCAUCGUCACCUCUUUCGAAGGAAAAAUAA